AUGCAGAGAAGUAUACAGCAGUUGUAUGAAGUGAUCUUGCUGGAUUUGGAACAAGUGCAGAAAGACAUGAGUUGGAAGGCUCCAGGUCGAGGUAUAACAGAACUGAAGAUGGGAUUUGUGAAGUUGACUUUGGCUGUCUUUCAUCUGAUAGCUGCUCUCACAUCAGUAGAGGCUCUGGACGAACCUCUUAUUGCGUUUGGGAGAAGGAGAACUGUUGAAGCAAAAUGGUCAUGUUGGUGUGAGGCACUAAGAAAUGUCAUAGACCACCCGCCUGCUACAGUUUCAUGGCUCCAGGUCUUGACUAUGUUGUUAGAGAAGCAUCCAGAUUGUAUUUCUGAUGAAGAUGUUGUAGUACUGUUAGAUCUUGUUUAUGUCAUCCAGAAAGAAACAAACUGGGUGAAGGUGGUUCACUGGAGUAUGUCCUGUUUACGAGAACUGGCAGUUGCUUGCAAAGGUAGACUAAGACAGCAGCAUGAUCAAUGGAUGAAGGUGUGGGCAACUGCUGUCAGACUUGUUUCUCAACAUAGAUGUGAGGAAGCAGCAUUUGAUUUGCUUGCUGCUUUACUGCAGUGUAACAUUGUUAGUCCAGACAUCGAGCCAUGGAGAUUGUUGGGUCAGUGCAUUCCAUCCAGUCAAGCGGUCAAUUUUGUUCUUUCUCACUUUCAAUCACAUUCAAUUCCUGAGAACUUCAAGACUAAUCAGGGUGUUGUGCAUGGCAAGGAUGGAACGCUUUUUCCUCUUCGAAGACAGCUGUUUGACUGGCUACUUCCAGUACCUGAUAAGUCACUUGGAAGGUUUACAGCAGAAGUCACAGAAGACGGGAAUUUCAAAUUAGAUGCAUCCAGCAGAGCCUCGCCACCACAAGCUGCUCAACUGUUAUUUGCUCUUACUCAAAAAGAUCCAAAGAAUGCAAUCAACACUAUGCAACUCAGCUGUGCAUUCAGUAGUGUUGAAAAUGAAGGUUCUUGCCAGUGGGACUCUUUUCUGUGUCAAAUGGGACAAUCAUACCUUUGUUCAACAUUUAGCACACUUAUAGAAGAAAACAAAGUUGCUGUCACGCACUUGGUCACCUCUAGAUCUGUGACAUCUUUGCAGCUUUUGCUAUGUGAACAAAUGGCUAAGUUGUGUGAGCAUUUAGUAACUCCUUUUGAAAGCAAGCACUGUAUGUCACUGCAAGAGACAAAACAAGCUGUACUUGAUACAAUCAAGUUUGCUGCAUAUCUUUGUAGCAUUGUCAUUCACACUGUCUCUUUGCUCGCUUUCUCAAAUUCUGUUACCUUGGAUGGCAUGGAAGAGUCUGAUCUCAUAGUGUCAUUAUCAAAGUUACUGCAGUUUCUGGCAUCUCAAAUAAAUGAGCUUUCAUUUGUACAAGAUGAGAUGGAUCAGUCAACAUACAAUGUCUUCACUGCACUGCAACAUCUUGAAUCAAUGCUGUUUGUACUGACGUGCUCAGCAAAUAGAACUAGAGAGGAGCAAGAGCAGCUCAAGAAAUUAAGACAAAUUUGUAAAACUGUGAUUCCAUCGUCUCUUGUUCAUUGUCUCAUAAGGAUAUCAGAUGGGCAGGUUGGCUGGCUAUAA
Messenger RNA from Corticium candelabrum, 1578 nucleotides. RefSeq lists its product as uncharacterized. NCBI's taxonomy places the organism in Eukaryota, Metazoa, Porifera, Homoscleromorpha, Homosclerophorida, Plakinidae. The record is from RefSeq and is a predicted model, not a curated record. The coding region runs from base 1 to 1578 and encodes 525 amino acids. The transcript has 17 exons.